AUGGCUCCGAAGCGGAAGAACCAGCCCUCGCCUACUCCUGCGUCUACCCGGCCGACCAAAUUACGUCGAAGUGCCCGAAAUACCGCCACGCCGGCAACAGCUCCAGGACCAUCCGCUGCGGCGGAUACUGCUGAAACUACUUCAGAGUCUCCUAAUAUCCCAGGUGCUGACGCAACUCCCCAUGAUGUUGAGACCCCUGUUACCGAUGCCUCCAUGGCCGAAGGCACAUCUGCCGAUGCCCACCCCUCUGUGCUAGACGGCGCUCCUCCGGCAUGGGCUGAUGAUCGCCCCUCUCUUGCAUGUACUAUCCCAUGGUUCAACAGUACCCAGGCUGGAAUGUACUACAAAGACGAAUACUGUUGGGGCCUUCUCAUAGACGGGGACUGCGGAGCUCGUUCUUAUGUAGAUGAUGAAGUUGUCAUAACUAGACUCGGUGGCAGCAGCGAGAAAUUCAAAGGACAGCUUGUCGUGAAGAACGAUCAAGACGAAAAGGACAUACGCGUUAGGUGCAUUAUGAACAGCAAGAAAAGCGAACAAGUGAUCGGGCUCGUCAUAGGGAGUCAGAACAGUCUUUUGAACCGGAAACUUCCUCAUCGCUUUAACGUCAUGGGCUACUUCCAAAUUGCCAAGGUGUGGCCCGAGAAACAGGACGGGCGUGUCUUUUACAAGGUACGCUUUGAAAAGUUGGACAUCUCGAAGAAGAGCUGGUGGGCAAGGAAAGGCGUACCUGAUCCAAUACCACAUGAACAGCGCACUAUGCAGCCCGUGGAGAAAGUGUGCCCUAGUUGCAAAACGAAAGAAAUGCAGGUAUACAAGGAAGGAUGGACAUGUCUGAACAGGCAUUGCGGUGACUUCUGGAAGAUCAACGGCCAGGAUAUUAACAAUUCUAUGAACCUGAUGUUCCACGACGCCUUCCUCGAAUACCGGAUACCCCCUCUGAAAUGCCAGUCAAAUGCUCCCGUCCUGGUACCAGACCGACUAUCUGAGAUUUCUAAGAAAGAAGUGGAAGAGCCACACUUCAGCGUUUCAAAUGAAGCCAUGAGAGGGCUUGUAUGCCCUACGUGUCGCAGGUGCAUACCACGUCGGUUCUGGGAGGGCUGGAAGUGCACCGACGACUCUGCGGAUCAAGCCGCCAGUGUUGCAGUCCAUACUACCAACAAGUGCCCAUUUGAAAAGCGGCUUGAUAUCCAGAUACUCUCGUUAGACGAAGCGAUUGGAUCGGGGCCGGCCAAGGCCAGACGCGACUCAUCCGCUAGUUCCGGUUAUCUUCAACCAGAAACAAGUGACACGCUGCGUGCGCCUUAUACGAUACAUAUAUAUAAUGUUGAGGGCGCCGGUUACAUUGUGCAUUUCGUGGCGAAUAGGGAGAUCAACGAGGGCCGCGGCGGUCCCAAUGACCUGUUCAAGGAGCUACAGGAAACCAAGCUUGGGCUUCGACGAUACCCUCUAACACAGGCCGUGGUCCAAGGCACGCUCCAGGCUCAGUUUUCUGUCAACUAUGGCCUACCGUACAAAUUCGUCGUUCCUUCUGAUUCCCUGGCUUUCAAUGACGCCUGUGAUGCUAUACAUCGGGUUCUUGGCCGUUUGACAUGGGCCACGCAGAGUGCUGUGGCGAGCAAGGGGCAUACCACGGCGGAUCCCAACGAGCUUCUUGUGUUGGGGUAUUUCGAAGGUCAAAAGAUAGGCUAUCAUGACGAUGGUGAAGACUCCCUUGGUCCGACAAUCGCCUCCCUCUCCCUCGGCGCACCUUCCACCAUGAAGAUACGAAUGAAGUAUAAAUAUUACCAUGGCUUUACCAAACAAAAUCAGAACCUUCUUGACAUAGACCCAGUCCUUCCAAAGUGCGAGAACUACGAAAAACGCCUGGAACUCAAAGAAGAAUUCUAUAACCCGCCGGGAAUCGAGGAGUACAAGAAGCCGCCGGAAAAUAAGGAGGAGUACGAAGAAUGGAAGGCUGAAAGAUUUGGUAAGGGGCCAAAUGCUAAAAGCGAAUACAACAAGGCGUGGGGGGGAUACAGCAAAGCAUGGUGGGCAUCGCGUCACUCAAUUCCAAAGAAGGAGAAACGUGAUUCGCCGCCCGAUCUGAUCAAGAUGGAGUUGAAUCACGGGGAUAUGGUGGUUAUGCAUGGGGAAAAGUUGCAACAGUACUUUGAGCAUGCGGUUGAUGUGAAGGACAGUGGGAAACUGCGCUUUGCAAUGACAGCACGGCAUAUAAAACGCGACAUGGUCAAUGAGAGAGACUGGCCGAAAGGAGACUUUCACUUGACAGGAGAUCAAAUAUAUACUGGGGGCUGA
This is a messenger RNA of Aspergillus puulaauensis, 2295 nucleotides long. RefSeq lists its product as uncharacterized. The record is from RefSeq and is a predicted model, not a curated record. Gene Ontology annotation, biological process: DNA repair. Lineage: Eukaryota; Fungi; Ascomycota; Eurotiomycetes; Eurotiales; Aspergillaceae. Bases 1 to 2295 code for a protein of 764 amino acids. The transcript has 8 exons.